This is a messenger RNA of Neofelis nebulosa (Clouded leopard), 1914 nucleotides long. RefSeq names its product uracil DNA glycosylase (gene UNG). Gene Ontology annotation, molecular function: uracil DNA N-glycosylase activity. The record is from RefSeq and is a predicted model, not a curated record. NCBI's taxonomy places the organism in Eukaryota, Metazoa, Chordata, Mammalia, Carnivora, Felidae. The coding region runs from base 59 to 1000 and encodes 313 amino acids. The transcript is spliced from 7 exons. Gene Ontology annotation, cellular component: mitochondrion; nucleus. Gene Ontology annotation, biological process: base-excision repair, AP site formation via deaminated base removal; base-excision repair.
CAGCCGGCGCAUACCGCGGGUUCCCGGGCGGCGCGCGUUCACUCUCCUCGGCUCCGGGAUGAUUGGCCAGAAGACCCUCUACUCCUUCUUCUCCCCGAACCCCGCCGGGAAACGACGUACCCGCAGCCCCGAGCCGGCCGACCCAGGGACCGGCGUGGCGGCGGUAGCUGAGGAGAGCGGGGAUGCGGCGGCCAGCCCCGCCAAGAAGGCCCGGGCCGGACAGGAGGACCCCGGCACGCCCCCCACCUCGCCGCUGAGCCCCGAACAGUUGGUCCGCAUCCAGAGGAACAAGGCCGCCGCCCUGCUCAGACUCGCCGCGCGCAACGUGCCCGUGGGUUUCGGUGAGAGUUGGAAGAAGCACCUCAGCGCCGAGUUCGGGAAACCAUAUUUCAUAAAGCUCAUGGGAUUUGUUGCGGAAGAAAGAAAACAUUACACCGUGUACCCACCCCCACACCAAGUCUUCACCUGGACGCAAAUGUGUGACAUAAGACAUGUGAAGGUUGUCAUCCUGGGACAGGAUCCAUAUCACGGACCCAAUCAAGCCCACGGUCUCUGCUUUAGUGUUCAAAGACCCAUUCCACCUCCACCCAGUUUGGAAAACAUUUAUAGAGAGCUGUCUACAGACAUAGAUGGUUUUGUUCAUCCUGGUCACGGAGAUCUAUCCGGGUGGGCCAAACAAGGUGUUCUCUUACUCAACGCAGUCCUCACCGUCCGGGCACAUCAGGCUAAUUCGCAUAAGGAGAGAGGAUGGGAGGAGUUUACGGAUGCGGUCGUGUCCUGGCUAAAUCACAACUCCAGCGGCCUCGUCUUCCUGCUCUGGGGCUCUUACGCUCAGAAGAAAGGCAGUGCCAUCGAUAGGAAGCGUCACCACGUGCUGCAGACCGCUCACCCCUCCCCGUUGUCGGUGUACAGAGGGUUCUUUGGAUGUAGACACUUCUCUAAAACCAAUGAGUUGCUGCAGAAGUCUGGCAAGGAGCCCAUCAACUGGAAGGAUCUGUGACCCUAAACUGGGGAGGCUGUCCCUGGGCCGGCUUUUAGAAGCUGCUAGUGAAGUUACUCGCCAAGAGUGGCAGCAAAGCCUCUACUCUGGGACCUUAUGUCUGUCUUUGCAACACGCCUUUGGACUAAAAUAUACCUUCACGGUAUUUGGGAGAGAGAGGCGGUCAAAUACUCCAGACCACCGCUCUCUGUGUCACUUUUAUGGUAAAAGGGGACAGGAAACAGAAGCACCUUGUGGUACAGCCAGCUGUUACUUUAGUUGGACUUUAGGUUGUAGUGUUGGGUGUGUUUAUUUAGCAAGGCCCUCCUUUGCCCAGCUUGGCUUCCCGUUCUUGGCCAAGUACACUGCUCCCCGCAUCCUUCUGAGAGCCCCGAGGCCCCUCCUUGCAGGAAGCAGGACAUUUUGCAAGUGCCCAGAAAUUUGGGGCUGAAAGUUCUUGAGGACUGAUCUCUGAGUGAGCCUUCAACAGAUCGGGAGAGGGAAGUGAACUGGGGCUUGUUUUCUAGUUACUCUAUGGGUGUUCCUAGGAAUAAACAGUGGAAGUUGAACUGGAAGAAAGAGAAAGGGGAGUUAUUUUUUUUUUUAUUUUUAUUUUUUUAAAGAGGAAAUGCUUUUCUUCUCCGGAGUAUCUCGAGUUGGGGGAUUUCAGGAAGCACAGAGUGCCAAUUGCUGUUUUUUUAUGGACUGAAAUCACAUGGGGAUUUUUUUUUUCAACACUGGUGAAUUUUGCUGUUUUAAAAAUACUUCUGCAGAUGUAUAUAUAUAUUUUUUAAUCCUUUGUCGGGGAGACCGUCUUUUGUUAGGUCUGUACCUCCGUCCUCCAUCCUGUUAGAGAUGCCGUUGCUGUGUUAGUUGGGGGAAAGGGGACGUUAACUCCAAGUGAGCUUGGCAAUAAAAAGAUAGUUGAAGUUUCA